Zophobas morio is the source of this 779-nucleotide messenger RNA. It is a transcript of the gene vito, whose product is annotated as nucleolar protein 12. Gene Ontology annotation, molecular function: rRNA binding. The transcript has 2 exons. The record is from RefSeq and is a predicted model, not a curated record. Gene Ontology annotation, cellular component: nucleolus. Lineage: Eukaryota; Metazoa; Arthropoda; Insecta; Coleoptera; Tenebrionidae. The coding region runs from base 100 to 738 and encodes 212 amino acids.
CGUAACAGUUGCAUUUUUAACUGGCGAUAACCCCCUCAUGAACACGGAUCGUCACUGACCAUAUUUACUUUUGAGUAAAAAUAAAUAAAUAAAAUUAAGAUGGCCGCGGGUCGGUCUGUCAAGAAAAAUCAAAACAAGACGAGGAAAAGUCGACCCAAUAAACUCCAUUUGGUGUUUGAUGAAACCAAACGCAGGGAGUUUCUGACGGGUUUCCACAAGAGGAAACUGCAAAGGAAAAAAGAGGCGCGCGAAAAGUUGGAACGGGAGCUGAAAGAAGAGCGGAAACGCUUGAAAACGGAGGCGAAGGAAUCUUACAAAAAACUGGUGGUUUCACAUAGGCCUAUUCCAGAGUUGGAAACCCUCUUGAAAGAAGAAUAUGAAGAAGACAAUGCGACUGUUAGGAUUGAGGAGCUGUCUACUAAUAGUAUAGCUAGAGAAAGUAAUUGGAUUGGGGCCAAUCAACCAAAAUGCCAGUCAGAUGAUGAUGAAGAAAAAGAAGAAGAAGUGCCUGGAAUGGGUUUGACUAACACCAAAAAAGACAAAAAGGAGAUACAAGAAUUUGACACUGAACGAGACGUGAAGAGAUUGUUAAAAAAAGAAGCCACCAAGAAAGUAAAAAAGAGUAAAGUGUUUCAAAUGAAGAACAAGAUUGAGAAAGAGAAGCAAAAGAAAAAGUCCUUGCAGAUGAAGAAACAGAGAAUGAAGUUCAAGGAGAAGAAGUCGCGAAAGCGCCAUUAAUUUGUAUGUGUAUAUUGUCAAUAAAGUGUUUUAUAAAGUCA